Bubalus bubalis (water buffalo) is the source of this 1482-nucleotide messenger RNA. RefSeq lists its product as uncharacterized. The coding region runs from base 259 to 894 and encodes 211 amino acids. The record is from RefSeq and is a predicted model, not a curated record. The transcript has 3 exons. NCBI's taxonomy places the organism in Eukaryota, Metazoa, Chordata, Mammalia, Artiodactyla, Bovidae.
AACAAUCUCAUCUGGAGACCCCCACCCAAAAAAAAUAGCAUCAGUGCUUCCUUUUAGAACAAGACAGAAAAGCACAUAUAUCAUUUUAAAGAAGCUGAGCUUUGGACUGGUCGAGAGAGGAGAUGGUGGGGAAGAGCCCCUUUCUUACUGAGCGUAUGUUGGCUCGUUUUGUCACUCAUAAUUGGAAAAAGCUCUGUUGCCCUCCUUCUGCCUAGGUGUUCCCUGCAUAACUUGGGUUCCAGUAAAAGCGCCGAAUGCAUGCAGUAUAAGAAGUCCUCCCUUCACUCUAUCUUUUCAAUCACAAAGUAUGUUGAUUCACUAAAGUCCAGACUUUUUGCUGGCACCACCUUGACCUCCGCUGCCCUACCUUUGCCUCUCACGAUCGCCUCCAUAAAAGCCACAGAAAGACUUUUUCACACGUUGACAUCAAGCACCCACACACUCGUUGGGCAGUGGUCUGCUAACAGCCCAGAGCCUUGGUCUGCCUCCACGCCAGGCUGCACUGUCAGAGCCCGCUCCUUCCUGCUACACUCCAGCAUUCCUCAUAGCUGGAGGAAGUUAUCUGCAGGCCAACUGAGAAGACAACAUCGCUCCUCUCCUGCCUCCGUGGAAUGUGCCCCGGUCCGUAGAGAUGCUGUCAUCAAAUAUGGGCACAAUCUGAAGUGCUGUGGGUUAGAACUUCAACAGAUGAACUGGGGGAUGACACCCAAGUCAGCCUGUAGCAACAGCAGUUUCAAUGGGGGUGCCUCGACUCCAGAGGCAGCCCUUGGAGUGGAAGCGGCCACGUGUAACAGCAGCUGCCAAAUCACGUGGAAGGGUGGGUCUUUUAUUUGCAUGUUUUCCUUUAAGCCUGUUGUCUUCAUCAAUCAAACUCUUAUUCAACACUAUGCUUAAGCCUCUGCCUCUCCUCGAGACUUAAUGAGUUCAAUAAGCCCAUACUAAUUCUUCAGAGUAGCGCAGUUCUUAAAUGUUGGUUGGCUUAUUCAAUCGGUCCAAAGUCCAUUUUCGUGUCCUGUUGGAUUCUCCCUAGUUCCAGGGUCCUUCACUAAAAUCUGUCAGUAUUUAUUCGACUUUGAUGGUGUGCUCAUAAUCCUUCUUCUUUCCAUAAACUCAACAUUUCUUAUGAAUAAUUUAAAAAUUUUGUUUCCAAUUCUUCAUGACAUGCCUUCAUGGGUGAAAUACAGAAUGCUCACGCCAUGCAUGCAAUGACUAUAGCUUAUGAAAGACUGGAUUUGUAUUAAUAUCCACCAGGUCAGAAAAUAUCUCAUGUUCUGAAUGAGGAAGGAAAACCAGAGAAACAUCACAGAGUCAAUUGAUUUUAGAAACAGUGGUGAAGAUAAAAAUCCAAGAAUAACUUAGAAUAAGUUGAAAGGAAAUUGUGAAAAAUUACUUCCCCAAACCUGGGAUAAGGAGAAGGAGGCGGCAGAGGAUGAGAUAAGUUAGAUAGCAUCACCCAGCUCAAUGGACAUGAAUUUGGGCAAA